CCUCACCUGCUCGUUGCCAUGACACCAGCGCAUGCGCUCUGCCUAUCGGAGCUGCUGACUGCCGCCGCCAUUUUGGCGCUUCAUCUCCGUGGGUCAGUGACCUUUAACCCGGGCUCUGACGGUCCGGCCCGCGCCGCCGUUCCACGUAAUCUCUUGUGUUCGGAGAUGACUUGCUUCCAUUCUGGUUCGAUGGGAUCUGAGAUGGCUGAUAAAGCCAAUGCGUGAUCUGCUGACUCUACUACUGUAUUUGUGGGUCAGGUGUAGCUUGGACGAUCAGUCAGAUGAAUGGUUUGGAGUUACUUUUACAUUCUGCCCACUGCUUUGACUUCACCUGUGCAUUUUCGUGACAGAGUCAUUUUGUGUUCGGAAUCUUCCCGAAUGAACUUUCUCCCUUGUUGAUGGAACCAUUUGAUCUGUUCAGGGAUACUUUAAGGACAUCAUUAAAACCUUUCAGUGGAGUUGGUGCCUGGAUGUUGUGAAUGUUGGCUCUGGAGAAAACCUUUCUUCUGGACUAACUUGAUUGAACUAGAUUUGGAGGGUAUUUUGCAGGUUAUGCCAACCCUGACUCAUUGGUGCGAGUCCAGAGAUUACUGUUGUCUGGUGAAGUCUUGGGUUUGUGAUCUCGGUACUUUAGUCUUUCUAUCCUGAGUCACCCAAUGGCUGAACUGAUAUGUUGGGCAGCACUAAUGAAUUUCUAUAUCAAUGUUUGCUUUCAUCAAGAGGGAGCUUGUAACAUAUGGAGAAUCCAACUUGAACUCAAUUGAUGGGACACAGCAUGCAUGAAUGCCACCUAGAACAGAAACUUUACUUUCUAAGUGUUGUUAAUGAAACACCCAUUUUCUCUCUCGUUUUCUGAGUGAGUGGAAUUGUAAAUGUCUUCUGAAUACAGAAGCUCAAUGACUGAAUUUGUUUUAGAAUUGAAGGUGACAUAGGUUGAAUAGCCAAGUCUUGGAUGAAUUAAUGGAAUGAAGAAGCAGGAUCACAUCAAGCUUUAAAAAUGUAUCCAAAGUCUGCUCAAUGUUUUUCUUUAUCUUCACCCAGUUGAUCAUCCAGUUGACUUUGGUAUCGCAGUCUUUGUGAAGUUUUUCCUUGCUUCCUAUAUCAGUUGUCAAACUGUUGACAAAAUUCAAGGGGUGGUAUUUCAUCACAUUUUUCAUUUUCAGCAUAUUGAAUCUCCAGCUGCAUUAGGACCUCAAAGGAUUUCAAAAUGGCGUCUCUGCCUCCUGCUGUAAAGUUGAAAAGCUACCUGAAUUGGGGUUCCGAAAUUAAUCAGAGGAUUGCGGAGUUGGGCUUGUGAAGGUAAGUACUGCACCCUAUAUUCAUCACGCAAAAACCCUGAGACAAGGAAAGCUGUUAAUCUGUGCACAAUAGGGAAUGCCCAGACCACAGACCUCAAAAUGGUACCUCUGCCUCACCAAAGAUAACAGUGCAAAGCAGGCACUCAUUGAGCUUCAGAGUUGAAAGAGUCAUCUUGCAGAGUCAAGAACCAGGCCUUUCUGCACAGAAUUGAGAAACCCCAGCUUCGGGAUCUUCUUGCAUGAAACAACCUGAUUAUUGAAUAUUUUGCAUUGAGAACUUCAGUGUGUUUUGGAAAAGAAAUCACAGUUCCUAGGAGUGUGAAUGACUGCCUCCUGGUCACACUCACUUCGGAAAGAUGCAGCUUGGCGAUGCACCACGCUACAAAAUGAUGCAGUAGAUGCAAAUGAAAAGUUAACUUAAAACUAAAGAGAUAAAGCACAAGUAUUGGUUUUCAAACUGCACACAUUUAAAAGGAUCAAUUUAAAGCAGGGCAACUCAAAACAGGAACCUACUAUACUUCAAAUAUUCAAGCUAAUUCCAAAGUUUGAAAUUGUGCCUCGGACUUGAUGGUUAACGUAUAUGGAGUUACCAGGGCAAAAGGCCAAUGGAGACUCCAGGCAGUUUUGAUCAGCUGACAAACUGCCUGAAGCCAGUGGACCUUUUAAAUGGCAUGUGUUCUAAUGGAGGAUCUGGAAUCUACAGCCAAACAAGAGAGCAUUGCAGCUCGAAAAGACAGAGAAGAAGGGCUCAAAAUUUCACUGAUAAUGACCUUCAAACCCUUCUGAAUGAAAUGCAGCCAAGAAGGGACAGAUUACUUGGUGUGCAUGGCAGGAAACCUCAAAAGCCUAUUUCACGUGCUAUGUGGAGGGAAGUGGCAAUGGCACUGAAUGCCACCUCUCUCACCUCCAGGACUGCAGACCAGUGCCGGAAGAAGUUCAAUGAUCUGACAAGAGCAGGCAAGGAGAAGCUAAUGCACAAUGCCCUCGAAAGGCAGGAGUGCAGAGGGGGCAUUCCCAACAUUAAGGAGCUCACCCCCUAUGAGGAACAGGCCGUGCAGCUGCUGGGCAGGCAGUGUGGUCUUGCCGUGGUGGCAGAUGGAGAAAUCGGUGUAACAGUACAGACUCCAGAGCCAUCACAGCAGUGGGGGUUAGAGGAUGAUGACGACGACGAUGAUGAUGAUGAAGAAGAGGAGAAGCUAUGCUUCCUCGUUAAUUAUGAUGAUGAGGAAGUGGAUGAUGAGAACAAGCCAGAUCGUGAGUCCCUGCAGCUUGAUGCAGCUCCAAUUUCCACUGUCCCCAUACCCUCAAUUUCACCCCCUGCAUCCCUGGCCUUCUCACUCCCUCAGUCCAGCUCUGAUAUGGUCACCAGGGCACGGUUAGACGGUGUUAGUGAGGAAGUGGCACGAGGUGAUUCCCAAGGUGUCAGGGAAUCGGAUGAGUGGGGAAUGGGUGAGGACAUACCACUUCCCCAGAGGAGGCCAAGGAGAAGAAUGCCCCGAAACUCAGAGCCCUGGGAAUCUGAUUUCAUGGGUACUCGCCCGAAGAGAAGGAUGUUCAAUGAGCAUCAUACAUAUGUGCAUGCUCUGCGCUCAGUCUUUGAAGAUGUGCAGCAUCUGACAGCUGUGACUUUGGAGUCUACAGCCCUCAUUUGCAACAGCAUCAAAGAAGCUUUCACUUCACUGCAGUCAUCAAUGGAACACGUGGCAGCUUCAUUAGAAUCUGCAGCACGCCCCCACUUCAGAAGUGCACAGGAACCAGUCCAUGCCCCCACCCCCUCAGAUGUGCAAAAUGCUGCAUUGGCAGUAAUUGGGGAGAGAAUAGACAGCACCUUACGUGUUGGUUUUCAAACUCUUGGAGCUGGGAUCCAAGCUGCUGUGUCUCACGGCUUUCAGGAUCUUAUAGCUGCCAUUAAACCAACUAUUCCAUUGGUCAAUGGGAAUGCAAAUAAAGGACCUAGUGCAAUGCCAAUGUUUGAAGGUAACCUACCUGGAACAGCUGGUUCUCAGGACAGUCACAUGUGGCAGACCUCUGACCUAUCCUCUCAUAGCAUCAAGUCAGCAGAAUUUAGGAAGCAAUACCAGACUGCCCAUACAGAAACCCACAAGAUACAGCCAGUGGCAACUCCCUGUCAGGAACAAGCUGCCCUAGGCGGUGGACCACCUCAGUCCCAUGAGCCUUUUGCAGCACAGGAACUACCAAUGCCCUCGUGUGAUACUCAGGUUGCACCGAGGAGAAACAGUCGAAUAGGAGACAGAAAGGCCCGUUUAACUACUCCGGGAAAACCGUGCAUGAAAAGGAAGUAGGAUGAUCUAUUUAAUGUAUAGGUUGCUUGUAAUAAAAGAGAUUGUGCACUUUCUUUGUACUGAGAUAUUCAAUCAAAUAAGAUAUGAUGGUCAUGUGGAGCAAACAAAGGAUGGGUACCAGAGCAAUGAAUUUACCAUUUGUCUGAAGAUGGAGAGGAGUAUGGAGGUGUUCUUGAGGUUGCGGCAAUGAUGCUAUCCUCCAAUGAGAGGAUGAAAACUCAGUUUGUGUGAUCAUUGAGGAGUCCUUAUAGUGAAGGUCAGUCAGAUCCUCUCCUCCAUAAUGCUCUGCCUCCAGAACAACCAAGCCUAACUUCCCAGGCAUGUGGCUGUCAAUGUCCAAGUCUAAUGUUUUAGAUUGCUGUGUUUUAAGUAUAUGGAGCAUACAAGCUGGAGCAUGCUGGACCUACUGCCCUGAGAUCUAGUGGUCCUCUCAGUGACCAUUCCGGUAAAAGUGCAGACCUUGGUAUAUUGAUCCUCAUUAUUCCGAUACCUCUUAGUGAGGUCAUUAACUAUGGCAGCAAAGGUUAAGACAAUAUCCCUCAAAGCUAUUAUUGGCAUUAUUGUUGAACAACAAUGGCAAUUAAUUAAUUCAUCAUGGCAACUUCAUACAUGUCUCCUGUGGAGAAUUCUUUUGCAUACUGUUGUACAUGAUUUUGACGUUGAAGGUAUGAAAGCUCACGGGUUUGUCACUGGCAGAGAAGGUAACUGAUAAUCAUGGGAACUUACAAAGCCAUGUUGAUGCCAAAUUAAGUGACAUUACACUGAUCCUCUGGUUGCCAAAUGUGACUGAGUUGAGACAACUCAAAAGUUGAGUUAUCAUUUUCUCAGCUACAGACAGCCACCUGGGACACCUAAUUUUAGCCGCAGGUCUUCAAUCAGCACCUUUUGUUGUUCUUUUACCGUCUGCUUUUUGAAGGUUACUCAUUUCACAGUGUUCCUUGCUCAUAUCUGCAUUAAGUCUGUAAAUUAUUUGAGAGGAAGGAAAUACAUUGCUCAGAAGCUGCCUCAAUCUUCUUCCUCCAUCCUCGCCUCUUAUUCCAUAAACAUAAUGGAAAACAAAGGAAUUCUGGGUAUCUUUGGGAUCUCUCUGUUCCUCAAGCUGUCAGAAACAAAAGGAAUGUCCAUGGAGAAAAGCUGCAGAACAAUAUCCCAUCCUCUACAAAGCUUUCCAAUACCAGAAACCUGACGAAAUUCCUGUCCCUCUUCAGCCUUAAACAUCUCCCAGUCUCAGCUCAUCUUCAGAGUAAUGAAGAUUCAGAACUUAGUUCUGUGUGAGCCUCAAUAUGAUGGAAGCAUCGGUUCCUGGAAUCAUUGCUCCAUGUCUGGUGGCCUCAAACAAAUAGAUUUCAGUGAACUUCAGUGAGGCUUAGUGCUAGAAUAUGGGCGGAUCAGCACAUGGCUUAAGUUUCUGUUUGAAUAAUAGUACUGUACAUGCAAUUGUCCUGAGUUUGUACCACAAAAAUAACAAUAAAUUUUUCAAAAAUGUGGUAAGAUUGGAAGGUUUGAAAUGAUAAAAGGCUGUUUAGCUGCGACUUUUUUCCCUUAGCAGAGGAGACUAAGGGGUAAACUUUUGAGGUUUAUAAAAUCAUGAGAGACAUAGAUAAGGUGAAUAGCCAAGGUCUUUUCUUCAGGAUAAGGGACUCC
This is a messenger RNA of Chiloscyllium plagiosum (whitespotted bambooshark), 5245 nucleotides long. RefSeq lists its product as uncharacterized. Gene Ontology annotation, cellular component: nucleus. The record is from RefSeq and is a predicted model, not a curated record. Lineage: Eukaryota; Metazoa; Chordata; Chondrichthyes; Orectolobiformes; Hemiscylliidae.